Molecule: messenger RNA, 8748 nt
Organism: Anguilla anguilla (European eel)
Lineage: Eukaryota; Metazoa; Chordata; Actinopteri; Anguilliformes; Anguillidae
Gene: pigo
Product: phosphatidylinositol glycan anchor biosynthesis, class O
Exons: 11
Coding region: 194-3460 (1088 amino acids)
Biological process (GO): GPI anchor biosynthetic process
Cellular component (GO): endoplasmic reticulum membrane
Molecular function (GO): mannose-ethanolamine phosphotransferase activity
Source: RefSeq, a predicted model, not a curated record
CCGCCUCCUCGAUACCGGGCACGCGUUUCCGCCGAAUGCUGUUGAAUUAAGUGGUAAGCCCCCCAUGCAGGAAGGCGGGGAGUGUAGUGCCAGGCGGUUACCUGAGGCACCUGUCUGCGAGGGGGUGGUGUGUUCGCGCACCUAUUCGCGACUGACCCUGUCUCCCUGAGGACGGAAACGCAACACGGCAAGGAUGAAGAGGCUCCCCAUACUCGCGCUGCUCCUGUGGGUGUGCGCAGUGUUCUACGUGGGGAUCUUCCUGUUCGUGGGUGGCUUCCUCCUGGUGCGGCUGGAGGUGAACCGGAGCAGCUCCUGCGAUGACCUCCUGACCCCGGGGGACGAGGGGGCGCAGGACUUCUGUCGAGGGGAGCCCCGGUUCCGGAGGGCCGUGGUCCUGAUCAUCGACGCCCUGAAGAUCGACUUCGCCCGCUUCGACGCCCGCAACUCCGCCCCCAAGCCCUAUGAGAACAAGCUGCCCGUGCUGGAGGAAGUGAUGUCAUCGCUGCCGGCCCACUCCAGGCUGUACACCUUCAGAGCAGACCCCCCGACCACCACCAUGCAGCGCAUCAAAGGCUUCACCACCGGCUCCCUGCCCACCUUCAUCGACGUGGGUAACAACUUCGCCUCCAGUGCCAUCCUGGAGGACAAUCUGGUGCACCAGCUGGGCCAAGCCGGCAAGCGCGUGGUGUUCAUGGGGGACGACACCUGGGAGAGCCUCUUCCCCAAGAAGUUCCACCGCUCUCUGCCCUUCCCUUCCUUCAAUGUCAAAGACUUGCACACUGUGGACGACGGGAUCCUGCAGCACCUGUACCCCACCAUGGAGGGCAGUGACUGGGAUGUGAUCAUCGCUCACUUCCUGGGUGUGGAUCACUGCGGACACCGUUUUGGGCCGGAUCAUCCCGCAAUGGCUGACAAGCUCACCCAAAUGGACGAGGUCAUCAGGUCUGUGAUUGGUCGCCUGGAGAACGACACGCUGCUGGUGGUCAUGGGGGAUCACGGGAUGACGGACACCGGCGACCACGGGGGCGAGAGCCUGAAGGAGACGGACGCCGCCCUCUUCCUCUACAGCCCCGCCCCCACCUUCCCCGCCCCUGGAGCACAGGCGGAGCCCGAGGUGGUGCCCCAGACGGACCUGGUGCCCACGCUGGCCCUGCUGCUGGGCAUCCCCGUCCCCUACAGCAACAUCGGCCAGGUCCUCCUGCCCCUCUUCCCCCCGGACCCGCCUCCGAGUGCAGGUGCACCGUCCCAUCUCAGCCAGGCGGAGGCGCUGUGGAUUAACGCCAAGCAGGUGAGCCGUUUCCUGGAGACCUACACCCAGAUGGCCAAAGACAUUCCGCCGGAGGUCCUGUCCGUCCUGCGGGAGGACUUCUCCCGGAUCUCCUCGGAGUACCGGAGCUCCGCCCGCAGAGGAGCCCCGCCCUCGCCGGAGCUGGUCGCCGCCCUGCAGGGCUACCUGACGGCCGUGCGGGACACCUGCCGCGCCUCCUGGGCUCGCUUCCACCCCGCCAAGAUGGCCGCCGGGCUCGCCGUCCUGGCGGCGGCCUGCGCGCUCUGCCUCGCCGUCUCCGAGCUGGGGGAGGUGGGGUCCCUGUGGGGCCCGCUGGCGACGGGGGCGGGGCUGGCGGUGGGCGUGGCCGCGGCGCAGCUGGUCACCGGGGGUCACGCGGACGCCUCCUGGUGCCUGGCCGCGUUCGCCCUGUCCUCCCAGCUUCUGUUCCUGCGGAGGGCGUGGCACGCCGCCCGGAGGGGCGGGCCCAAGGGCGGGGCCGGCCGGAGGGCGCUCCUCCCCCAGCUCUCGGCCGCCCUCCUGGUGCUGCUCCUCCGCUGCGCCUCCCUGCUGUCGGACAGCUACGUGAUCGCCGAGGGGCGGGUGGCCACCUUCCUGCUCUUCUCCCUGGGCGUCUACGUCCCGCUGCGCCUCAACUGGGACGGGCUGCUGCUGCCCCCCGUGGGGCCCGACCCCCAGAAGCCCCUGGGGCUGCACCCGUCGCCCACGCUGUCGCCCUCGGCGGUGCGGCGGGAGAGCGGGACGCUCCUGGCCUGCGUGGCGGUGCUGGCGGGCUCGCUCUUCCUCUCGCUCUCCUUCCACGGCUGCCGGGACGAGCAGGGCUCCUGCGAGCCGUCGGCCUUCCUGGCGCCGCUGUCCCGGCUGCGGGACAGCCGCCUGCGCAACCUGCACUACCUCCUGUCCGUGGCCUCGCUGGCCGCCUGGACCUACGCCCUGCGCCGCUGGCUCCGUCACUACGGCAACCUGAACCGGGCGGGCCCCGCGGCGGUGGCGGCGCGCUGGCUCCUCCCCUCGGCGGCCGUGUGCCUGGCUCUGCACUGGGCCGUGGGCUCCACGCCGGAGGAGAGCUUCCGCGGCCUGGCCCAGCUCAUCGGCCUGGCCCUGCUGGCCCUCCCCCGGGCCGCCUUCGCCCUGCUGGGCCUGGGCGCGGCCCUGCUCUGGCUGGACCCGCUGACGGUGUUCCUGAAGACGCGGCAGCCGGCCCCCCCGCUGGCGGCGCCCGCCGUGCCGCCCCGCUACCGGGCCAGCACGGGCAUCAGCCCGCAGGCGGAGCUGCACCACCUGAUCCCGCAGCUGUACCAGCGCAUGCGCCGCUCCCUGGCGGACGGCGAGCCGGCGGGGGCCCCCGACGGCGACGGCAGGCCCGCCGUGGAGGCCUACGGCCUGGGCACGGUCUACUCGGCCCCCCUGCUGCUCCACUGGGGCCUGCUGGGGCUGGGGCUGCUCCUGCUGCACCCCGAGGGCAUGGCGCUCUCCUUCCUGCUCCUGCUGCUGGAGGCCGCCGCCCUGCUGCAGCUGCACGCCUCCUCCACCUCCCUGGCCCUCCUGCAGGGGGCGCACGCGGGCGGGUUUGGCGUGCCCUGGACCCCGGUUGUGCUGUGGGCGCUGGCCGCCCUCCAGUUCUUCCACGCCACGGGACACCUGCCCACCUUCCCCUCCAUCCAGUGGGGAGCGGCCUUCGUGGGUUUCCCCCAGGGCCACACCGGCACUGUCCUGCCCGCCACGCUGGUCACCCUCAACACCUUCGCCUCUCACAUCCUCUUCGCAGUGGGCUGUCCUCUGCUGCUGUUCUGGCCUCUGGUGUGUGAGGUGCGGGGGGGCCGGCGGGGGCGGGGCUCGGGGUUGGGGCCAGGCGAGGGGGAGGAGGGAGAGGACGCUGUCAUGGAGAUGAGGUUGAGAGAGAAGCCCCAGCAGUUCUCCUCCGCCCUGCUGCAGCUGGCCGCUCGAUAUCUCUUCAUCCACGGAGCGCAGGUUCUGGCGUCUGCCUUUGGCGCGGCCAUACUGAGGAGGCAUCUAAUGGUGUGGAAGGUCUUUGCACCCAAGCUGAUGUUUGAGGCCUCCGGCUUCCUGGUGACCAGCGCGUUCCUGCUCCUGGGCCUGGCGCUGGUGAUGCGGGUGGACGUGGCGGUCAGCCGCUGGUUUGAGAGGCUCCUCCCCGAGCAGUCCAGGUAGCGCCGCUCCCGUGUCCCACAAUGCACCGCUCCCACGCCCCACAAUUCACCGCUCCGGCUGGACGCGCGACUCCCGAGGGACCGAAUGAGACGGCGUACCGCGCAGUGGUCCUACUCCCGCCCCCGUAAGCCGUAGGCCAUCCGCGUGACCUUUGCCCAGGCGGGUACUGCCGUUCUCUUCCAGGCCUGCUCUCAAUUUUGCGGGCCGGAUGGGAUGUGGGGCGGGCGGGGGGAGGGGCACACGGUACUAACCUGACUCACCGGGACGUGCUAGACCUCAGUGCUUAUGAACAGGGGGGUUAUGCUGUAUUCACUGCUGGAAAGAAAGGGGAGGGGAAACUGCCUGGACGUGCAUAAUACUCUUAAGGGCUCCAGAAGCAUUGUGACCGCAGGGCCCUGUAGGUCCAAAGAGCGAGAGCCCCGACGUCUCAGACUCUCAGCCCGCUUUCACCGCACACUGCUCCAGCAGGCCCACCCCACCGGACCAAUGACGCGCGCAGCUCGUUUCCCUAGCGACGGGCUGUUUAAGGGGGGAUCCGCAAGAGCUGCAUACUGGGGCAGUGAGGUGACUACUGUGAAAACUACCUUAGAUCAGUGAACAAAUCUGACCUCUGCUGGACAGGCCGUUCUGUUUAUAUAUCGCGGGUGUCUUUGAGGUACGGUUUUAUUUUGUACAGGCCAUAGACUGCUACUGUGCGUACGGCUCUAUUGCGAGUAGGGUUUCAGCAAUAAGCGUUUCACUAGAACACCCUCUGACCUGUGAGCACAAUGUGGUGCGAGACAGGGGAUGUGGGAUGUGUACGAUCACAAAAAUACAAACACAAACUUUUUUUUUUUUUUUGUACAGAAAUGGAAGCUGGUGAUAUGGUGAUAAAACCAGUUUUAUAUGGAGAAACGGCGACAUGUUAGAAUUUUUAGGAACUUGGCCGUUACUGCUGCCUACCGUUUUACCUGUUUAUCAACUGGGGCUCUGCACACGGUUAAAAAAUGGCCUGGAGGGCCAUGGUGUCUGCUGGUCGUUGGUUUGUUAAAUGAUUGUUUUCUGUCGUUGAUUGGCUAAAGAGCCCCCUCGUCUUCUCUACGAAGCCUGAAUUGGCUGCUGAUAGAAGGGGAACCACAGAAACCUGCAGACACUGCAGCCCUCUAGGACUGGAGUUAAACCUGCAGACACUGCGGCCCUCCAGCACUGGGACAUGCGAGUUGAGUUUAUUUUUAUUCUGAUUACUGUGUGAGGGGGUUUGUGAGGUGAUGGAAACGUUUUUAAAGAGUUUUUGAUAUUGAAUCAGCAGUCUGAUUUUUUCAAAAGAACAAGGUGAGAGUUAUGAUUGAGGAAACUGACUGAGGACAGCAGGAGGAUCGUCCCGUCUGGCCAAUCAGAAUGGAGCUCAGGCGGAACGGGGCUGUUAAAGAGCACGGAUGGGCCCCACGGUCUGGCAGCGAAUCCCGACCGUGCCGGUGCUGACUGUGGCCUGGGGGGGUUCAGUCGACCAAGAUCUGUGUCUCAUCCCUCUCUGGCGACCCCUGCUGGUUGAUCGGGUGGCCACAGACUGCUUUCUGAUACUGCACAUGAAGUGUCAUCCUCCAUCUCAGGGCUGUUCCUGGAGAUCUACCAUCCUGCAGGUUUUCAUUUCAACCCUGCUUUGGCACAUCUGAUUCUACUGAUCGGCAGCUCAAUGACAUCUCUAGCUGUUGAAUGAGUUGUGCUCUGCUAGGGUUGAAAUGGAAAGGUACAGGAUGGUAGAUCUCCAGGAGCAGGGUUGGGCAGCCUUGCACCAACUCAUAACCUGUGCACGCUUGAUUUGCGGAGAUUGGAGUCUGUGUGUGGCUGUGCAUGAUUGGGCAGUCCAAAUUUGGGAGACAAAAAGAGACGCAUAGAACAGGAAAUGGAAACGCAGUCUGUUGGGGCUCCUUGUCGACGUGACGAUGCAGCAAAUCAAGGUUUUCUGCCAGGAUUUUGUCUGACUAGCUGGCCAUUUUAAAGAAUAAACAUAUUUGUUUGGACUAUGACUGUACGGACCAUUUUCCUGUUUUUUUUCUGUGAGACGCUGGUAUUGGUUCAAGACCAGAAAAGAGGGAACCCCAAGCAAGAACAGAUCUCACUGUCAAGUCCAAUCAUCAGUCACAUCCUAUUCAGAGUCGGUCAAGAAUUUAAUAUGAUGAGCUAUUUAUGAAAUGACACCGAAAUGUGCUGCUUUUCUUUCUUUUUUUUAAUGAAGCAAAAGUAUUUCUUUUAUUGAAUUAAUAAAUAAUUAACAAAUCUUACUAAUUCAAUUGAAAAUAAAACAUUUUGUACAUUACCCACUUUGUUUGGGUCGAUUAUCAUGCUUUGUCCACAGAAGUCAGUCUGUCCCUGCACGUGCACCAAGUGCUCAUUUUGAAUUGGCUGAAAACGAGCUGUGCGUUUUCUAUUCUCCUGUGAGGAACUGCAGCCCAGCACAUUUUCACUGUGAGCAAAGGAAAGGCAAAGGAAUCUGUACAUCGGUUUUUGGACAUACUGUAAGGUGAAACAAACCCCCCUUUAAAUUGCUUGGAAAUGCAGAGGAGAAAGAUUGCUUACUUGUUAUCCUGCAUUUGACCAAACUAAUGGGUACAAAGGGCAUCAUUGUUUGCGUCGGUGAACAUUUUGUGUGAUUCUUCAGCUAGACUGGGGAACAGGAUGGCCUCUCCUAUUUAACCUGCACCAGGACGAGACUGUCAUGUUCCCUAUCCUUCAGCUUGUACAGCUGAUUACCAAUGCCGCUUAACUCCCCCAUUUAGUCAGUCUUCCAACAAACUGCACUUUCUGUUUCAUUGUACCACUCUCUUUAACAUUUAAGGAAGCCAUUCCAGAGGAUGGCGCAGUAAAUGCUCAUGUUAUUUAUUUGAUAUGUCUGGCUGCUUAUGUCACAGAAAAUAUGCACCAUAAAGGGCAUUUUUUCCAACAGAGUAUUUUCUCCAGGCAGGAGGAACUUGCUGCGGUGAGAGAAAGCAGAAAUUGCAGAAGUUGCGCUGUAUGCACAGGUAUGCGGUUCGAUGGUGUGGUGUGAAAGGCAUGUGGCCACAACUCCAAUAGACUAACUAGAGCAUUGUUCUUCAUUGGCCUGUGGGCUGAAGGUGGCUCACAGAGGCCCAAAGUGGUGGCCCGUGGGGGAAUCCCCAACGCACACAAAGUCAAAAACUGCCGGGUUAUUAGAUUACUAGGUGGUCAGCUCAUGCAGUGCUUCAGCCUUUCCUACUUCCUGGCUGACGGAGGAAAAUGCUGUUCACGGAGGGCUGUCUCAGACUCUUUUGACACCAGAUACAUGGCUCCUAUGUUCCUUCCUAAUGGUUGCAGGUUCGAUUCCCAGGUAGGACACUACCGCUGUGCCCUUGAGCAGGGUACGUGUUGGUACUGCAUUGCUUCAGUAUACAUUCAGCUGUAUGAAUGGAUACAAUGUUAAAACAAGCAGUGUCGCUCUGGAUCAGACAUCUGCUAAAUGCCCUUAAUGUAGUAUGAGUACAGAAUGUCCAUUGGCACAAUAUUGACUUUGGUCCUGCCCCUUGAAUUAAUUUUUAGAUGAUGCAACAAAUGGGUGUGUCCACAUAUACAGCAGAAUAUUCACUACUUGUACAUAUUUUGAUAUUCAUUAUCCCCUUCCUGUUGUUUCUCCCUGCGUGAUACUAGAAGGUUUUGUUUGUUUAUUGCAGGGGUCCUCAAUCUCAGCCUGAAACUUAGCCAGUGCGGGUUCAGUCUUUCAUUCCAACCAAGCAGUAACUCGCAUGAUUCUACUAAUCAACCACUAAAGUCUCUGCUAAGGACCUUGAUUAGUAGAAUCAGGUGUGUUACUGCUUGGUUAAGUCUGCACCCCCACUGGCCUUUUAUGGAUAAGAUUGAGAACCUCUGGAUCAUGGCAUUGUCCUUGAUUGUUUUUAAAGCACAAUCAUUGUACCACAUCACUAUGGAGAUGUGCAGUUUUAUUAAACUUGAUCAGUCAAGCAGUUCAAAUUCACUACUGCGCUCACAGGUAGUAGUGCAUCACCUGCAGUCUCUGAGUGAGAUGUCCAGUUCCCUAACCCUUACACUUUUCUACUGUGGCUAUCUGGUUCUUUAAUGGCACCUGAUCCUGGCAGCCUGCAGAGUUUUCUGAAGUUUUUUGUUGUUGAUGUUUUCACCUUAAAAUCAGCAACUAAUUCAGACUCACGACACCUGACUCCAGGUAAGGUGAGUUAACAGCAUAAUCAGCUGCUUGAACUGAUAUGUGAACUGCUAAAAUGAGUGAUAAGAUUUAGUUGCUGUUGCAAAGAUGUUUUUUCAAGGAACAAACGUGUAUGACCCAGAAAUUUACUGAAUUUAUAUAUAUUUUUUGACUUAAUGGAAAGAGUCAUAACUUCUUGAAGCACCAAUGAGUCAAAGUCCAUAAACUUUACUGAUCCCCAGUAACUGUUUGCUUUUAACCUCAAACUAAGGUGUGUUCUGGAUGACUUGAUAACCCAUGUUGAUAUUUUAUUUACCUACAGAUAUACAAUCCCAUUUAACUCAAACAAAAUCUUUACAUUUAAAAAACUUUUUGCAACAGCCUUCUGUGACUUCUGCAUUUUCACAUAUUUCUGUGGAAUUAAUUCCACUCUUCGUUAUUGUACAUUUCCAUUUGUAAUGGAAAUGUAAAUACACAGAUAAUUUGCAUCAGCUCUGUACAUUUCUGCAUCCAAGGAACAAACUAAAAUGAAAAAUGUUUCCUUGUGAAUUUAUUAAAAGUGGUCAAUUUCCUGUCCUUUUCUCUAAAUGGCUUUACUUUCCAAGACACACUUAAGUUUGUUGUGUUGGGUGCCUAGUUUUUAGAAUAGAGAAAAUGAGAGGGAGACUGUGUGUAUUGAUGCAGGCUCAUCAUUCAUGGUCCAUAAAAUAUAUACUGACACAAAGUGGUCUGUUCUGUUUGACCCGAUCAUCAGUCUAUGCCCGUUUCUCUCUCUCCUGCCCAAACAUCAAAGGAAAAUCCUUAGGCACUCAUAAAGAAAUCUUAUGAAGAUUAGUCCGGUCUCGCCUCUCCUGAAAGGUUUUAUUACCUCUCUGAAGAAAUACCAGAAAGCAAAACUAUACAAAGUGUUAGGGCCCACCAUGGCCCCAGCCUACCCCUGGGUCAUUGUUGCCUUUUGGCUGUUGAUGUUUCAGUGCCCUAAGCUUUGGAUGAAGUCAGAAAGGGCAGUUGGUGACACUGAAGCUAUGUAAUGGGUCUUAAUUUCCAUGUGAUCAUACUCCGCUUCAGUGUUCAGGACUGCUGAGGGGAAUGCUUAAUUUUUAAGUCGAGUUUGAGUUGGAACAGCCGACACUGA